AUGGAUUUGAUGUCCAUGAUAUCAGGCUCUGCUCAGGAUUUCAAGCUCAUCCUGGACUAUUUGCCAGCAUACUUGCCUCGAUUUCGCAACUUUCACAAUAUCAUGUUAGGUGUAUCACUGGGAGGCCAUACAGCCUGGCGCAUGGCCUCGGCAGCACCCGGCCAAUUCGAAGCAUUUGCAAUCGUGGUAGGCUGCCCCAAUCUAACCUCUCUUCUCCUGUCCCGACUCGGCCUCGACGCAGCCACCUUUGGAGUCGACCAAGACGAGCUUGAUAAGAUCCCGUAUGAUGAGCUAGAGAGAGUCAUGAGUCAGGAGCAGCGGCGAAGAUGGCCAAGGGCCCUCGCGGAGUUGGUGAGAGAAGGUGACAGGAAGGCUAGAGAUGAGUUUCCCAGGACGGUUCCGUUGCUGAUGUGCAAUGGCAAGUAUGAUGCGCUUGUGCCAGCGGGCUUUUCUGAGUCGUGGCUCAAGAGGAGGGAGAUGGCGAUGAAUGGGGAGUUUGCGGUAAAAGGCAAGGCCAGGAUUUUUAUACAGGAUAACACGGGCCAUAGCUGUACCAAGGAAAUGGUGGCAAUGAUUGCGGACUGGAUCGGGGUUUUAUACAAGCAGUAA
Fusarium musae is the source of this 609-nucleotide messenger RNA. RefSeq lists its product as uncharacterized. The record is from RefSeq and is a predicted model, not a curated record. The transcript is spliced from 2 exons. The coding region runs from base 1 to 609 and encodes 202 amino acids. Lineage: Eukaryota; Fungi; Ascomycota; Sordariomycetes; Hypocreales; Nectriaceae.